AUGGGUGCUCUUCAAUCCACACUUGUCUACUUGAUUUUGUUACAUUCAUCCCACACUGUUGCUUACAAGGAUCAAGAAUGGAACAAAGCCACUGCAACUUAUGCCAAAGACACAGAGGGAUCCCUCAUUACAGAAGGAGCUUGUGGUUACGGAGAUCUUCACAAAGCUAGCUAUGGAAAACACAGUGUUGGACUAAGCACAAUUUUGUUCAACAGAGGAAGUACGUGUGGGGCUUGCUAUGAGAUCAGAUGUGUUGACCAUAUAUUAUGGUGUGUGCUUGGAAGCCCUUCUGUAAUUGUUACUGCCACUGAUUUCUGUCCUCCUAAUUACGGUCUCUCAGUUGAUUAUGGUGGCUGGUGUAACUUUCCAAGACAACAUUUUGACUUGUCAUUGCCUGCAUUUUCUGAAAUUGCCAAAAGAAAAGCCGAUAUUAUUCCGGUUCAGUAUAGAAGAGUGAAGUGCGAAAGAAGUGGUGGAUUGAAAUUCACAAUGAGUGGAAGUUCUCAUUUCUAUCAAGUCCUAAUUACUAAUGUGGGAUUAGAAGGUGAAGUGUUUGCGGUGAAAGUGAAGGGAUCUAGAACAGGAUGGAUACCAAUGGCAAGGAAUUGGGGAAUGAAUUGGCACUGCAAUGUCAACCUUCAACAUCAGCCUUUGUCCUUUGAGGUGACCAGCAGCACUGGCAAAACACUCACAUCUUACAAUGUAGCACCAUCAAACUGGCAAUUUGGACAGACAUUUCAAGGAAAACAAUUUUAA
This is a messenger RNA of Vicia faba (fava bean), 756 nucleotides long. Lineage: Eukaryota; Viridiplantae; Streptophyta; Magnoliopsida; Fabales; Fabaceae. The record is from the annotation of a GenBank genome assembly.